Botrytis sinoallii is the source of this 2181-nucleotide messenger RNA. RefSeq lists its product as uncharacterized. The coding region runs from base 1 to 2181 and encodes 726 amino acids. The record is from RefSeq and is a predicted model, not a curated record. NCBI's taxonomy places the organism in Eukaryota, Fungi, Ascomycota, Leotiomycetes, Helotiales, Sclerotiniaceae. The transcript is spliced from 8 exons.
AUGAAAUCGGAGAGUGCAGCGAAUUCUGAUAUAGUUGAGCCUGGUCAGGAAUUUUCGAAAUAUGUAUCACCACCUCCCCCAGAUCUUAGAGAUUUGAAUUGGCCGGUUUCCAAAGAAUCGGAGGCCAUCAUACAACAGAUAAUCAGAGAAAUUGGAGCUUGUCGAUUAGUACCUCAAGAUUCUAGAAUUGAACUUUCAUUCUAUUUGGAUGUAGAACGGUUCAAACGACGUGGUCUUGGAUUCAAAAUUGAGGGUUCGAGAGAGAGACUGAAACAAUUUUCUAUGAUCAAGAAUGAACACUUUCAAUUCGAGAUUCUGGACAGCAAUCUUACGAACCCAGCGAAGCCAAUUCUUGCCUGUUAUAAGCCUGAUACGGAGAGUGUCAUAUUAUUUGAAACUACAAGCACCCAAGACCGUUGGAAGAGAGAAAAACAAAAUACUGCUCCCAAAUGGCUCGUUGAUCAAUGGAGAAGAAUUAUAUGGUGCCAAGGCCUUUCAUCGGUACUAGACCCGAAAAAAGAUUGUGGCGAUAGAAUUCUAUGUUCGUUUCCAUACCUAAUUUCCGAUAGAAAGGCCCGUUUUGUAGAUGGUCCCAUUGAAAUGACGAUUCAACUUCACCUUAAGUGUUCGAAGAGGUUAGGUAGCAAAUCCGCAAAUCCUUAUUACGAUCAAAACAAUGGUUUUCACAUUGUUUUCUACGAGAAGAUCGGGUAUUGGAAGAUACCUAAAGGCGAAAGCUGGAAAACCGGAGAACUUUACCUGAAGACAGCUAAAGGUGAAGCUGAAGCUGAAGCUUUUCGAAGAAGUGCAUUCACAAUUCUUGCACGAUCGGAGUCACGUAAAGACCCCCAGGAAGAAGAAUCCGAGCUUUGCUGGACCUUACUGUUACUGACUCCGUCUGACUUCUUCCUGUCUCACGACAAUUUCGACAAUCCUCUCAAGCUUUCAUCCGGCCCCGACAUAAGAGAUAUUGCAAUCCAAAGAUGUAUGCUGACAGCAGAGCUCACCAGCAUUCUUUACGCUAUGAAGUUAGUUGUUAAACGGUGGGAAGAGCUGUAUCAGCAUAUAGAAGGCCUGCUACAUGAAGAUUUUAUGAAUCCCGCGACUUACGUCGAACUCUUAUUUGACGAUGAGAAUUUCAGCCAAUCUAGGCUGUACUUUUGGGUAAUUGGGUGUGUCAAUGAGUUCCAAAUCAGCAUCGAAGACAACAUUAAACAAUGGACGUUAUUUCGCGAGGCGCGCGUCGAAUCGUAUCUUGAAAGAAAUCAGGGUCAUGUGUCUCGAGACAACGAUUCAUGUUCAACGUCCAGUAAAAUGAGAAUGGGUAAGAAGAGGAAGGUUCCAGGUCCAGACGAGGAAAUUAAUACUGAGCUACCUUUUCGAAAUGCCGACGUUCCUAAAGAAAGUGAAUCCUCAGCCUCCUUUGACAACUUGAGAGAGAAUAGCCAGAAGAUCAAAAAUCUGGCCAAGAAAAUUGAUGUUGAGGUGGAGUCCUUGAUAAAUUGGCAAUCGCAAUUUAAGCACCAACAAGAAACUGCACAAGCUUACCGCGAUGGACUGUUCAAUGCUAGCGCUCUCAUGGAAAGCAGAGCGUCGACACGGCUAGGAGAGAACGUCAAGCUACUGACUUAUGUCAGUAUCUUCUAUUUACCACUGGCAUUUUGUGCUGCACUUUGGGCGAUCCCCGACAUCACCAGCAGUGGUACAAGAAGCCCUUUCAUACUCACAACUAUUCUUGUUGGGUUCGUAACAUACCUGAUUGUCUUCAAUCUCGGCAACAUUGUAAAGCAGUCGAGGAGAGUUUAUGAGCCGCUUAGGGCAGGUGUGAUAAAGCAGAUAUGUAAACAGAGCUCGGAUGACAAAGAGUCUUGGCGGCGGCCGGACGAAUCUGAGUGGGACAAGCGGGCCCAGAGAUUUGAAUCGACUUUUGGCCCCAAGAGAGGUGACGGAGAACCUUCGGAAUGGUGGAUUCCAAUCUAUUCGAUGACAAUCAUUUCCAAAUGGUUCCUUGUUCACUUUAGAAGUUUAUUCCGGUGGAUAAGUCAGUUUUUCUGGAAGAUUUUUGUUGCUUUUGGAAAUGCAUUUCAAUGGAUGCGUCAACUUCUUAAGUUUCCUCGUAAUUCAACAUCGAACAACAGCCAAGAGGAUUCAACAAUAAAUAAUACCGGAGAGACUGUUUGA